This is a messenger RNA of Amoebophrya sp. A25, 2459 nucleotides long. NCBI's taxonomy places the organism in Eukaryota, Dinophyceae, Syndiniales, Amoebophryaceae. The record is from the annotation of a GenBank genome assembly.
UUAGUAAUUGUUCCGACCAGAGAGUUGGCGCAGCAGGUGAAGCGCCAUUUCGAUGAUCUUCGCACUGGUGUGCUCACUGUCUGUCUUGUCGGCGGACUCACCCCGAUCAAGCAGCUCCGACUGUUGCGGAAGCAGCCUGACAUCGUUGUCGGCACUCCUGGCCGAGUUGCACAGCUGUCUGGAUUGACCAAGCUGAAGAACGAAGAUGCAGACGCAGAAGUGUCGCCGUACCUGAAAAACGGUUAUCGCAAAUUGCAGUUUCUGGUCUUGGAUGAGGCAGACAGGUUGGUCGAAGCAGGACAUUUCCGCGAUUUGACUAGCAUUUUGGAUUAUUUGUACCGGGAGAACGAAUAUUACCAAAGGUCUGGAGCCGUGACCACAACGACAGACGACGACUUCGCAGAGUCUUUGGCGGUUGCACAAGGAAGUAAGACUAUUUGUACCACAUCUGCAAAGGCCGCUGAUGAUAAUGGUGACGUAACGACAGCUUCACUACACAAAUUGCAGACCAUGGUCUUCUCAGCUACGCUCUCAGACGCGGAACCACUGAUGCAGAAGGUGCAUUUUAGAGGUAAGGUUGCGACUGUAGACCUCUCCCGUCAGAAGACAGCACUUGCGUCGGCCACUGGCAGCAAGUUUCCGAAGUCUUUGACGUUUGAACAACUCUCAUUCUCAAAAGACGACGACAGAGACGCAUUGUUGUUUGCAUACGUCUUAGCGCAAAUUGCCAGUUUCAAGAAAGCUUCUAUUACAGCGACUAGUAGUUCUUCUUCGCAGCUUGGUGGUUCGAAACAAACUGAAAGUGGAGAAUCAACGACUUCUUCCGCUGCUGCCUCUCCUCAAGCGCAACGGCCAAAAGUAAUUGUUUUCACAAACGCGAUUUCCAUGGUUUACCGUUUAGCCUCAGUUUUCGGCUUGCUCCUCGGCUCAGAGGCUGGUCGCAGCAAAUUGGCGGGCAUCUUGCCCACUGGGAAGAAGCAAAGGAGUGAGCAUCCUCUGAAGUGUGACGUCUUCGCGAUGCAUAGCAACAUGGCGCAGAAAGAUCGACUAAAGAAGAUGGACCAAUUUAGGGCUAGUCAAGAGGGGGAUGCGAGUAUACUGAUCUGUACAGACCUGGCGGCACGCGGAUUGGAUGUUCCGGAUGUGAAUUUCGUCGUGCAUUAUCAGGUAUUCUUACAAGCGGACCAGCUUGUGACAUUGCAAGAUACAUAAUGACUUUUUUCUCAUGAAGAGAGAGAGUUUCUUGAAUUCUAAGGCCAAUGAUAUUGUUAUCUAAGUACCCUGGAAUGAAAUUGGUUGUACUUUGACGAGGUCUCUCUUACAUGAUGACACAAAUUGAGAUUUGGUUUUCCGUUUCUCAGACAUUCGCAGUAAAUGUCCGAUUAAUGCGACUACUGGCUAGUUGCAGAUGAAGGACAAAUUUUCCUUAGAUGUCUGAUACUAGAGACCAAAGAAGCACAGCCAAUUUGAAUUUUUGAUAUAGUUUACGCUACAGUGAUUCUCACUAAUAUUCCGUUUACAUCGAUUUAUUCUACGUUUACGCUGACAUUGGGUUUCUUCCAUGUAAAAAAGUGAGUAAGUACUCUCCCACACAGACAAAUUCUGAAACACAGGUUCCCCGAUCAGAAGAGCUAUUCGUGCACCGCACUGGGCGCACCGCUCGCGCAGGACGGGCUGGCACCGCGCUUUUAUUGAGGUCUGCAGGCGACGUCUCCAAGUGGGACCAAAUAACCUCAGGUCUAAACUUCAAACUGUCAUCUUCUUCCUCUAGUGCUAGCAAGAAUAGUCCCGCUGAACAGCUGAAUCCCCAACAAAGCAAGAACGAGGAACUAGUUUUCCCAGUACCGAUGCCGAGUGGCAAGCAGCUGAGCUCUCUGCGGCAAGUGCUUUCUUGGUGCAGCGAUUUGGAGCGUGACUUACAUUCUAAGAAGCGCGAAAAGCAGGAUGCUGACUGGUUUAAGAGGCACAGCGCUGAAUGCGAUCUGCAUUGGUCGGAUGAGGACGAGGACGAUGAAGACUUCAGAGGUGGUGGGAAAAGUGGAGCAGCGUCAAAUAGAGGUGGAAAGAAUGGGGGAGGAGCUUCUAAGAUUAACCCUGCAGCAUUGUAUAAUCAAAUGCGGCAGAAACUAGCGACACUGCUGAAAUCUGCUGCGGAAUUCUAAUUGGUUCCCUAAGAACAACAUAUGCUUAUGCCCGCAGUCACCAAUCCCCAUUAUACUUUGCAGAAGAUCAUUUUCAAUGAUUCGAACCUUCUAUUCUUUGCCAUGAGCAUGAGCAGGGGCCUCUCAAUCGUUGGACAUAAAGAUGUCUGCCUUUGAAAAAUUGAUGCUAGCGGCGUGUUCAAAGUUUGAAGAUUGACAGUCAGGCCAUGGGAGAUGUGGCUGAUAAAGAUCAGAUAGCCACAACUGCUAAUCAAAAGGAUGCAGGCGUAAGAUCAUUCGAUUAGAAUUUUAUUCCAC